AUGGAAGGGGGAGAGGAUAAGGGGGGAGAAGGUAGCCCCGGAGAGCGGCUUCCUCCUUCUUCUGGGCCCCUGGAGCGCCUCUCCCAGGGGAUCCCUGGGGAGCUGCCUCAGGACGGGCCCAGCCUGCAGCAGCCACAGCUCAACCUGCCUCACCGAGAGGACGAGGAAGAGGAGGAUGACGAAGAGGAAGAGGAGUCACAGCGCAGAAAGGGUCAGCCUGAUGGAGUGUUGGAUGAAGACACUGUGGCCGAGGGACUCCACAAGCUGGGGCGCUCAGCCUCUGGUAUCGAAUACGUUUAUCUUAAUCUGUCGCUUUCAGGUCAUGAGUUAAGUGACAUUAACAUUCUCUCCAGCUAUGUUCACCUACAGAGGCUGGAUCUUUCAUAUAAUAAAAUUAAUGAUCUUUCUUGUGUUGGUCACAUGCCUCACUUACUACAACUCAAUGCUUCCAACAAUGACUUGACUACAUAUUUCAAUUUUAAACCACCUAAAAAUCUCAAGGAAGUAGAUUUCUCAAACAAUCAAAUACCUAAAAUGCAAGAUUUGUCAGCAUACCAGUCACUUACUAAACUCUUACUGGAUUUUAAUAACAUAGAGGAGAUAAGAGGACUGGAGAAGUGUCGCAGUCUGACUCAUCUGAGUUUGUCACACAACAGGCUCGUUGCGAUCAGUGGCCUUGAGAACUUACCUAUCAAAAUACUCAACCUGAGCGCUAACCAGAUUGAGAAGAUAACUGGGUUGGACAGCUUGAAAACUCUGCAGAAGCUGGACCUAUCUACGAAUAAAAUAACUAGUCUAGAAGGCUUGGAGGAACACGAUCUGCUAGAGGUGAUCAACCUAGAGAAUAACCAGAUUGCUGAGCUGCGUGAACUUGAAUAUAUUGAAAACCUGCCUCUCCUCAGAGUUUUAAAUCUUUUAAAAAAUCCUGUACAGGAGCAAACAGAUUAUUGGCUCUUGGUGAUUUUCAUGUUGCUCCAACUAACGGAGCUGGAUCUCAAGAAGAUUUCAGUGGAAGAAAAGGUUGCUGCUGUGAAUAAAUAUGAUCCUCCUCCAGAAGUUGUUGCUGCUAAAGAUCAUAUGACUCAUGUCACGAAUAGCAUGCUGCAGACCCAGAGAAUCUUUGACAGCACUUUACCUAGUCUUGAUGCUCCCUACCCCAUGCUGGUAUUAGUUGGCCCCCUAGCCUGCGGUAAGAGAGAGCUUACCCAUAAGAUCUGCAGACAGUUCAACAAUUUCUUCAGAUACGGUCCUUGUCACACUACCAGGGCAGCUUACUUUGGUGAAGAAAACAGACUUGAUUACUAUUUCGUUUCUCAAGAAGAAUUUGACAAAAUGGUGAACACGGGGAAGUUUAUAGCAACCUAUAGAUACAGUGGCUAUUAUUAUGGACUUGGAAGAGACACUAUAGAAUCAAUUGCCAGAGAAGGUCUUGCAACUUGUGUUCACCUAGAAAUAGAGGUAAGGGUUACUUACUGCCUCACCAUUUUUGUAUGA
Pterocles gutturalis (yellow-throated sandgrouse) is the source of this 1494-nucleotide messenger RNA. RefSeq names its product leucine-rich repeats and guanylate kinase domain containing (gene LRGUK). Gene Ontology annotation, cellular component: cytosol. The record is from RefSeq and is a predicted model, not a curated record. Gene Ontology annotation, molecular function: protein binding; GMP kinase activity. The coding region runs from base 1 to 1494 and encodes 497 amino acids. The transcript has 13 exons. Lineage: Eukaryota; Metazoa; Chordata; Aves; Pterocliformes; Pteroclidae.